AUGGCAAUCGAGAUGGCUCAGAUCCGUGAAGCAGAUUUGGAUCGUGUCAGAACGCUUGGGUCAGUUCGCCUGACACAGGUAGGGACGAACGAGCGUAUACUCUACCCAAAACCGUCCAACGAUCCCAACGAUCCGUUAAACUGGUCCAAGGCUUACAAAAUCUAUCUGAUGUGCCUGACCAGUAUAGCCCUCAUCUUGUCAAACUUCGUGGCCGCUGGACCUUCGAUCGCAAUCGUAGAACUCACCAUCGACAUCUUCCACGCGUACCCGCCGUCACCUCUCAUACCUGGCUCAUUCGCUCCGGCUUCCAUCGCCAGAUUCUCAAGCAGUAUAUCCAAGGCCGCAUAUCUGUUCUCUGCAAAUGCCUUACUGCAAGGUCUCUCCAAUCUCUUUUGGGUUCCCGUUGCUCUGAAGUAUGGAAGAAGAAAGGUAUACGUGCUGUCAUUCUUACUGUUUGGCGCUACAACCAUAUGGGCGGCGCGAGCAAACACGUUUGGCAAUCUAUUAGCAGCUAGAUUGGUCAUGGGAUGGUUUGCCGGCACAGCGGAAUGCGUAGCACCACUGACUGUUGCGGAUGUUUUCUUCCUGCACGAAAGAGGAACUUAUAUGGCUAUAUUCGCCGCCGCUCUUGCACUUGGUGCUCCUCUAGGGAGUAUAGUCGGCGGUCUCUUCACUCUAAGUACAGACUGGCGAGCGAUAUACUAUCUGGGCACUGGCCUCAUCUUCGCAUUCACCCUGCUGGCCUUCCUCACGAUGCCUGAGACCGCAUUCGUCCGUGUGGCGGAAGUCCACGACUUCGCUCAGACUAGCGAAGACGCUGAAAAGUCAUUUGGGGCUUCCCAAACAUUCCGACAGAACCUCGCAUUUGCAACGCCUUUGCAGACCAAGGAGUCCUUCUGGAAAAUCUUCAUCCGGCCUGUACUAUUAUUGGUACUUCCGCCAGUGAUAUGGUCUACAAUUACGGUUGGGCUUGUGGUGGGAAUCGUGGUUGUUCUCUCUGUGUCACUUGCUAAUGAUUUCCGUACGGUUUAUCACUUCGAGACAUGGCAGUCAGGGCUAUGUUGGGUAUCUGUAUCGAUCGGUACUGCUAUCGGGAUGCCUGUUUGUGGCAAGUUAACAGACAUGACCGCGGAUUUCUUCACUGCCAGGUCUGGCGGCAUUAGAGACCCGGAACAUCGACUACCAUUCUGCACCCUUCCUGCAUUGUUGAUGCCGGGAGGACUGCUUAUGUAUGGACUAGGGCUGGACCGCCAUGUCCAUUGGGCUGUACCUGUCGUCGGUCUUGCUAUCAUAAGUGUGGGCAUUGUCGGAGGCACAACUGGGGCCAUGACCUAUAUCGUAGAUGCAUAUCGGCCCAUUGCAGGAGAAUGUGUCGUCUCGGUGAUGGCCUUCAAAGCGGCGUUCGCGUUCCUGAUCGCGUUCUACACUAAUUCGUGGCUUGCAUCCGAUGGACCAGCAGUGGUGUAUGGCACAUUAGCCGGAAUCGUGUUUGGUUGGCUUGCUCUCGCAUUGCCACUCUUCAUCUGGGGCAAGCAGCUGCGUGAGAUGAGCCUUGAUUGGAAAAUUGUUCGACUUGUCCAAUGGGAUUUGGAUCGUGAGACUGGUGAGUGA
Messenger RNA from Aureobasidium namibiae CBS 147.97, 1611 nucleotides. RefSeq names its product MFS transporter. The coding region runs from base 1 to 1611 and encodes 536 amino acids. Gene Ontology annotation, molecular function: transmembrane transporter activity. NCBI's taxonomy places the organism in Eukaryota, Fungi, Ascomycota, Dothideomycetes, Dothideales, Saccotheciaceae. The transcript is spliced from 6 exons. The record is from RefSeq and is a predicted model, not a curated record. Gene Ontology annotation, biological process: transmembrane transport.